AUGAAUAACCAAAUUUCUUUUCGGCUUUCUCAUGCCUUUCUUGCUGAGAACAAAAAUAAAUAUGGAACUUAUCACGAAAAAGGGAAAGAUUAUCUAUUUGUUGCUUUUUACGGCGGUUUUAUGUUUAAAAAUCAGCCAUUUCUUUGUCUUUUAGUUCCAGAUGAUAAUUCAGCACUGGCCGGUUUAAUUAAACUUGGUGCGACUAGGGAUUUUUUUACUACUUUUCCUACUAAUUUACAGUUUAAACCAGAUUUUCGGGAAAUAAAAGCAGAUGAUAGACCUUUUAUUAUUUAUCACGGUCUAUUAAUUAAAGAUGAUAUUGGAACAAAUGAUUAUAACCACGAAUUAGAAAUUGAGCCACUAGACUUAGGAAUAGAAGGAUUGCCAAAAAUUACUCAUCUGGUUUUUGAAUUUACUGAUGACCCACCAAAAAAAAAGGCGGAGGAUGAUAAUCAGCCAGAUCCCAACCAUUCAAAAAUUCCCAACCCAGAAAAAAAUGGUAAUAGAUCUAAUAACCAAACACCAAAAAACUUAAAUACUCUAAAAACCACUUUGAUAGUAGGAGGAAUUGUUGCAGGAUUGAUUUUAGUUAUUGCCGCAUUUCUAUAUUUUUGGAAAAGGAAAAACUCACCUAAAAAAUAA
Molecule: messenger RNA, 642 nt
Organism: Funneliformis geosporum
Lineage: Eukaryota; Fungi; Glomeromycota; Glomeromycetes; Glomerales; Glomeraceae
Source: the annotation of a GenBank genome assembly